AUGCGCCGCGGAUCGACCGGCUGGCCCUCCACCCGUCCCUUGCAGGCUGACGUCACGCGGCUGGUGGAGGCCGGCGGCGGCGCUCGGCUGGAGGCGCUGGGCGUGCAGGGCGAGGCGGCGGCGGCCAGCGUGGCGGCACGCCUGGAGGGCCACGAGCGCGAGCUGGCAGAUGCAGUCCAGAAGCGUGCCGUGCUGGAGUGCGUGCCCUCCUUGCUGCUCACCGCGCUGUCGCGCGUCCAAGACUGCUUCUGCCUGGAGGUGGUGGGCCGCAACUGCCUCGUCCUGCAGGGCCCAGGCACUGACCCUGCAGCGGUGGCCCACUUUUGCGCGCUGGCGGCGGUGCCACCUAAGCCUGGGACAGUCACACUGCUCAACUAA
This is a messenger RNA of Chlorella variabilis, 378 nucleotides long. RefSeq lists its product as hypothetical. The record is from RefSeq and is a predicted model, not a curated record. The coding region runs from base 1 to 378 and encodes 125 amino acids. NCBI's taxonomy places the organism in Eukaryota, Viridiplantae, Chlorophyta, Trebouxiophyceae, Chlorellales, Chlorellaceae. The transcript has 2 exons.